Xyrauchen texanus (razorback sucker) is the source of this 4185-nucleotide messenger RNA. RefSeq names its product NLR family CARD domain-containing protein 3-like. The record is from RefSeq and is a predicted model, not a curated record. Gene Ontology annotation, molecular function: protein binding. NCBI's taxonomy places the organism in Eukaryota, Metazoa, Chordata, Actinopteri, Cypriniformes, Catostomidae. Bases 440 to 3706 code for a protein of 1088 amino acids. The transcript has 10 exons.
AGAUGGCGAACGACGUUGUAUCUGGGCUACUCUCCAGUUUGAUGGCGUUGUUCAAGAUUAACGUCAGUUUGUAAAUACUUCAUCUUACAUUUCUUCAAAUGAGGCGGGAUGUUUAUUCGCAGUUGUUCAGCGGCGGAACGCGAGGACAGUUUCAAAGAGGCGGGAAGUAAAUAAACGCCUGAACUUGUGUUUCCGGAUUCAAGUAAAACUCCGUCAUUAAACUCCGAGAAAGAGAAACUAUUAAAACAGGAUCCAUUUUAUGACGCAGGAAAUUACACGACGAGAGAAACAGAGAAAAGUUUGACAGUUUUUGUUCCACUGAAUUGUCUGAAACAAUCAAUAAAUUCAUUGUGAAGUAUUUUGUAGGUGAUAUUCUAGUCAGUAAAGAGGAACAUCAACAGUUCUUGACAGGUGUUCAGUGGACUGUUCAGAUGAUGUCAUGGACUCCACAAAGGAUCUCAGUGGACAGACAGACACAGGGAAGGUCAAGAGUGUCAUUCAUGGAGAAUCUCCUGAAUCCAGCUGUGUGUCCAUGAAGAGUGACCGGUCAAUGGAUCCUCCACUUAGAUUCAGUUCAGGAGCCCCUUGUGCUGAUGUGAGUGUCAUUCAUGGAGAAUCUCCUGAACCCAGCUGUGUGUCCAUGAAGAGUGACGGGUCAAUGCAUCAUCCACUUCACUUCAGUUCAGGAGAGUCUUUGAUCAACUACAGAAACAAACAGGAUGCAUCAGAGUCAACUGCUGGGAAAGUGCCAUUGGACUCCAUUUUUGAGGAACUUGAGCACAAAAUCAUCUCUCUGAUGAAGAAAGAGCUGAAGAGUUUCAAGAGACUACUGAUCUCAGAUUCCCCAGCAUGCUCUGAGAGAGAGGAGGAGGAUGAUGAAGGUCAGAGCAGAGUCAGAGAGGGGUUUCUGAAGAUCACACUGCACGUCCUGAAGAAGAUGAAGAUGACAGACCUCGCUAACACACUUCAAACCAAACUGAUUUCUGUGCAUCAACAAAAACUCAAAACUAAACUAAAAGAGAAAUUCCAGAGAAUUACUGAAGGAAUGUCAAAUCAAAGCAGCUCAACACUUGUGAAUGAGAUCUACACAGAGCUGUACAUCACAGAGGGAGGGAGUGCAGAGAUCAAUAAUGAACAUGAGGUGAGACAGAUUGAGACAGCAUCCAGGAGAGCAGAGACACAGGAAACACCAAUCAAAUGCAAUGACAUCUUUAAAGCCUUACCUGGACAAGACAAAGCCAUCAGAACUGUGCUGACUAAAGGAGUUGCUGGAAUUGGGAAAACUGUCUCUGUGCAGAAGUUCAUUGUGGACUGGACUGAAGGAAAAGCAAAUCAGGAUGUUCACUUCAUAUUUCCACUUCCUUUCAGAGAGCUCAAUCUGAUGAAGCACAAAAAUAUCAGUCUGAUGGAUCUUCUUCAUCAGUUUUUCACAGAUACAAAAGAACUGAGAGAAUUGAAAACAUUCCUUGAUGACUACAAAGUCAUUUUCAUUUUUGAUGGUCUGGAUGAGUGUCGACUUCCUCUAGAUUUCCAGAACAAUGAUAUUUUGUGGGAUGUGACAGAAUCGGCCUCAGUGGAUGUGCUGCUGACCAACCUCAUCAAGGGGAAUCUGCUUCCUUCUGCUCUGCUCUGGAUCACCUCUCGACCAGCAGCAGCCAAUCAGAUUCCUCCUGAGUGUGUUGACCAGCUCACAGAUGUACGAGGCUUCAAUGACCCUCAGAAGGACGAGUAUUUCAGGAAGAGAAUAAAAGAUGAGCGUCUGGCCACCAGAAUCAUCACACACAUGAAAUCAUCAAGAAGCCUGUACAUCAUGUGUCACAUACCAGUCUUCUGUUGGAUUUCAGCCACUGUUCUCCAGAGACUGUUGAGUGAAGCAGAGAGUGCAGAGAUCCCCAAGACUCUCACUCAAAUGUUCACACACUUCCUGAUCUUUCAGAGCAAACUGAAGAGCCAGAAGUAUGAUGGGAAAUGUGAGGUGGAUCUUCAGCAGGCUAGAAAGAGGAUUCUGUCUUUGGGAAAACUGGCUUUUCAACAGCUGGAAAAAGGGAACCUGAUCUUCUAUGAGGAGGACCUGAGAGAGAGUGGCAUUGAUGUCAGAGAAGCGUCAGUGUACUCGGGAGUUUGUACCCAAAUCUUCAGAGAGGAGUUUGGACUGCACCUGGGGAAGGUGUUCAGCUUUGUGCAUCUGAGCAUUCAGGAGUUUCUCGCUGCUCUGUAUGCUUUUCUUUCCGUUUCUAAACAAACAUCAGGUCUCUUCAGUAAGUUUAGGUCAUCUAUGAGAGAUUUCCUGAAGAGUGAAGUUGACAAGGCCUUACAGAGUGAGAACGGACACCUGGACCUUUUCCUUCGAUUCCUUCUGGGUCUCUCACUGAAGUCCAAUCAGACAAUCUUACGAGACCUACUGACACAGACAGGAAGCAGCUCUGAAAGCAAACAGGAAAUAGUUGAGUACAUUAAGAUGAAGAUCAGGGAGAAUCCCUCUCCAGAGAAAUCCAUCAAUCUGUUCCACUGUCUGAAUGAACUCAAUGAUCAUUCUCUAGUGCAGGAAGUACAAACAUACGUGAACAGAAGAGAUAUCAAUCGUCUCUCUGGAGUCCGUCUCUCUCCUGCUCAGUGGUCAGCUCUGGUGUUUGUGUUGCUGAACUCAGAAGAGGAGCUGGAUCAGUUUAAUCUGAGGAAAUAUGAUCCAUCACAUGAAUGUCUUCUGAGGCUGCUGCCGGUGAUCAAAGCAUCCAGAAAAGCUGAUUUGAUGGGCCGCGAUCUGACAGAGCAAAGUUGUUCAGCACUGGCCUCAGUUCUCAGCUCAAACUCCUCAAGUCUGAGAGAGCUGGAUCUGAGUAAUAAUGACCUGCAGGAUUCAGGAGUGAAGCUGCUCUCUGAUGCACUGAAGAGUCCUCACUGUACACUGGAAAUACUGAGAUUAUCUGGCUGUAUGGUGACAGAGGAAGGCUGUUGUUCUGUGGCAUCAGCUCUGAGAUCAAAUCUCUCACGCCUGAAAGAGCUGGAUCUGAGCUACAAUCACCCAGGAGAAUCAGGAGUCAAGCUGCUCUCUGACAGACUCAACGAUCCAAACUGCACACUGAACAAACUUAAUGUGGAUCAUGGAGGAGAGUUCAGGAUUACAGCAGGACCACGCAAAUAUGUCUGUGAUCUCACACUGGAUUCAAACACAGCACACACUGAACUCAUUCUGUCUGAGGGGAACAGGAAGGUGACACAUGUGAGAGAGUGUCAGUCAUAUCCUGAUCAUCCAGAGAGAUUUGAUGUGUAUCAUCAGGUUCUGUGUAGAGAGAGUCUGACUGGACGCUGUUACUGGGAGACUCAAUGGAGUGGAGAUGCUGGUAUAUCAGUGUCAUAUAAAGAAAUCAGCAGGAAAGGAUCGAGUCGUGACUGUUGGUUUGGAUUCAAUAUAAACUCCUGGAGUCUGUUCUGCUCUAAUAACAGAUUCACUGUCUGUCACAAUAAUAACAGCACUGUCAUACGUCCCCCUUCACACGGCUGUAAGAGAGUAGGAGUGUAUGUGGACUGUCCGGCCGGCACUCUGUCCUUCUACAGCGUCUCUGACACACACACACUCACACACUUACACACACUCAACACCACAUUCACUCGACCCCUCUAUGCUGGAUUUAGAGUAGUUUAUCCUGAUUCCUCAGUGUGUGUGUGUGAAAUGGAUCAUCAGAGACACACACACACAACUGGAUGAGUGAAAUAUACUCACUGUAUCUCACAUCAACACAACUCCAAACUCUUUCUAGAAAUCAUUUCAUCAAUGAAACUGAUUGAAUUCAAUACAAUGACAGUACUUUGUGUCUCACUGUGAUGUGAUUGAACUUAUUUACUAUCAGAUUCAAUAAUAAAAAUAAUGAUUUGAAAUGAAUAAAUGAGUCUAUAUAUGAACUCUUUAUUAAACACACGGCACAUUCAGAUACUCAUUGUUUUAUUUAUACUAAAUAAACAUUUACAAAUACAGAAUUCUUGUGAUUUUUCUACAGUAUAUAAAUCUUAAUACUUAACAGACAAUUCUAGAAAAAACAGCUUCACACUUUUGCAUUCAUAAAUGGAUUUAUAAGAACUAAUUACAGGAUCAUUUAAAGUUGGUGUAAAUUUGACAGAUUUGAAGAGUUCACUCAUUGAUAAAAGUCAAAUGCUGUCAUCAUACACACACCCUCAUGUUGUUCUGAA